Diplodia corticola is the source of this 255-nucleotide messenger RNA. RefSeq lists its product as uncharacterized. Lineage: Eukaryota; Fungi; Ascomycota; Dothideomycetes; Botryosphaeriales; Botryosphaeriaceae. The transcript has a single exon. The record is from RefSeq and is a predicted model, not a curated record. The coding region runs from base 1 to 255 and encodes 84 amino acids.
AUGCCAGAUUGCGUCCGCCUCUUCCACUCAUCUACGCUGGGAGCGGCGAGCGUGCAGCACGUAACCGACUGGUGUCCGCUCGUGGAAGAGUUGAAGGCGUAUACCAUUUUGCGUGUCGUGGACGAGAUGACGCUGGUUCACCAGGAUGCCGGGCUCGCGAGGAAGCUGGCUAUGCGCCAGAAGAUGGAAAGGAAAAAAGAACAGGAGAAGGUGGGGAAAGGCGAGGAGACGACGGAAGACAUGGCAGAUGUCUGA